AUGAGCAAGAGGCAAAAUCCAAGUGAAUUUUUGAAGCAAAUCAUAGGCAAACCAGUGGUAGUAAAGCUCAAUUCAGGCGUUGAUUACAGAGGCAUACUCUCCUGUCUUGACGGUUUUAUGAAUAUCGCUUUGGAACAAACUGAGGAGUAUUCCAACGGCCAACUGAAAAACAAAUAUGGUGAUGCAUUUAUUCGAGGGAACAACGUUUUGUACAUCAGUACGCAAAAGAGGUAA
Enterobius vermicularis (human pinworm) is the source of this 234-nucleotide messenger RNA. Lineage: Eukaryota; Metazoa; Nematoda; Chromadorea; Rhabditida; Oxyuridae. The record is from the annotation of a GenBank genome assembly.